Messenger RNA from Impatiens glandulifera, 4537 nucleotides. Its product is annotated as pleiotropic drug resistance protein 2-like. The coding region runs from base 23 to 4381 and encodes 1452 amino acids. Gene Ontology annotation, molecular function: ABC-type transporter activity; ATP hydrolysis activity; ATP binding. The transcript has 16 exons. Gene Ontology annotation, cellular component: membrane. The record is from RefSeq and is a predicted model, not a curated record. Lineage: Eukaryota; Viridiplantae; Streptophyta; Magnoliopsida; Ericales; Balsaminaceae.
CGGGCUAAGCCAUCCACAAAGGAUGGCGGUUAGGGCAUUAGCCGGGGACGAUCUAAUGAGGUCAAUGAGCCGAAAGGCGAGCCUAUCCUCGGCCAGUCGUAGAGGCGGAGGAUGGGCAUCAACCAGCAUCCGAGAAGUGUUCUCAGCUCCCGGAGGGGAUGUUUUUCGCAAGAGUGUAAGGGAGGAUGAUGAAGAAGAGUUGAUGUUGGCUGCCAUUGAGAAACUCCCAACAUACGAUAGAAUAAGAAAAGGUAUUCUUAAGCAGAUUUUGGACGAUGGUAAAGUUUCUCAUGCUGAGAUCGACAUUGCACAUCUCGGAUUGCACGACAAGAAACAACUCAUAGAUAAUAUACUCAAAGUUGUUGAAGAAGAUAACGAGAGGUUUCUCUUUAGACUACGUGAUCGUAUUGAUAGGGUUGGAAUAGAAAUUCCAAAAGUUGAGGUUCGAUUUGAACAUCUUUCAAUAGAAGGAGAUGCAUAUGUUGGAAAUAGAGCACUUCCCACUCUAUUCAAUGCUUCCAUCAAUGUAAUAGAGGAUGUUCUUGGAUCCUUGAAGAUAUUCCCUUCCAAGAAAAGAGUUGUCAAAAUACUCCAAAACGUUAGUGGAAUCAUCAAACCAUCAAGGAUGACAUUAUUACUUGGUCCUCCAGGAUGUGGAAAAACGACGUUUCUAAAAGCACUUGCGGGGAAAUUGACAAAAGAUAUAAGGGUAACCGGAAAGGUGACAUAUUGUGGGCGAGAAAUGAAAGAAUUCAUAUCGCAAAGGACAUGCGCGUACAUAAGCCAACACGAUCUUCAUCAUGGUGAGAUGACGGUUCGAGAGACAUUGGAUUUCUCGGGACGAUGUUUGGGAGUUGGAAGUAGAUACGAUUUGUUAACUGAAUUGUUAAGAAGAGAAAAGAAUGAUGGUAUCAAACCGGAUCCUGAGAUUGAUGCAUUCAUGAAAGCAACUUCUCUUUCGGGUCAAGAAUCAAGUUUGGUUACUGAUUAUGUCCUUAAGCUACUUGGAUUGGAUAUUUGUGCCGAUAUUAUGGUUGGUGAUGAAAUGACUAGAGGAAUAUCUGGCGGUCAAAAGAAACGCGUCACAACCGGAGAAAUGUUGGUUGGACCUGCGAAAGUAUUUUACAUGGACGAAAUCUCAACCGGGCUCGAUAGUUCCACCACAUUCCAAAUUGUAAAGUGCAUGAAACAAAUGGUUCACAUAAUGGACGUAACCAUGAUCAUUUCUCUUCUUCAACCUGCCCCGGAAACUUUCGAACUCUUCGACGACAUCAUUCUCCUCUCGGAAGGUCAAAUUGUCUAUCAAGGCCCGAGACAAAACGCUCUCCCCUUCUUCGAAACCCUCGGAUUCAAAUGCCCCGAGCGAAAAGGAGCAGCCGAUUUUCUCCAAGAAGUGACAUCUAAAAAAGACCAAGAACAAUAUUGGUCGAGAAAAGACCGUCCUUAUAGAUACAUUUCCGUUUCGGAAUUCGUUGAACGAUUCUCGAGUAUGGGAAUUACUCGCGACGAACUCUCGGUUCCUUACGAUAGAUCGAGAGAGCAUCCUGCAGCUCUUGUGACUAAAAAAUUCGGAAUUUCGAAUAUGGAACUUUUCAAGGCUUGUUUCGCGAGAGAAUGGCGGUUGAUGAAAAGAAACUCGUUUGUUUACAUAUUUAAGACUAGCCAGAUUACGAUAACUGCGGUUCUCGCUUUCACAGUAUUUUUUAGGACACAAAUGAAGUAUGGUGAGCUUGAUGAUGGGGGGAAGUUUUUUGGUGCACUUUUCUUUAGUUUGGUUAAUGUUAUGUUCAAUGGAAUGGCUGAACUUCCAAUGACAAUUUUUAGGCUUCCUAUGUUUUAUAAACAAAGGGAUUCUCUAUUUUAUCCAGCUUGGGCAUUUGGCUUACCUAUUUGUCUAUUGAGGAUUCCUGUUUCAUUUGUUGAAUCACUUUUGUGGAUCACAAUCACUUAUUACACUAUUGGAUUCACUCCUCAACCUGCCAGCUUUGUUAAACAGUUCUUGGCGUUCUUUUUGAUACAUCAAAUGGCGAUGUGUCUUUUUCGAUUCAUUGCUGUUUUGGGGAGAUCGCAAAUUGUUUCUCAGACGAUUAGCACAUUUUCUAUGCUAGCAAUUUUCAUUCUCGGGGGAUUUAUCGUGUCCAAAGAUGAUCUUCAACCUUGGAUGAAAUGGGCAUACUAUCUAUCUCCAAUGAUGUAUGGCCAAAAUGCGAUCGCCAUCAAUGAAUUCCUUUCUAAGAGAUGGAGCACGCCUAAUACAGAUUCCAGAUAUGAUCAACCAACAGUUGGAAUGGUUCUCCUUAAGGAAGGAGGUUUGUUUUAUCAAGAACAUUGGUAUUGGAUUUCCAUUGCAGCACUCGUUUCCUUUUCCGUCCUUUUCAAUGCCUGUUUCAUCGCUUCAUUGACCUAUUUGAACCCUCCUAGCGGCAAUAAGCAUACUAUUGCCGAUGAUGAUGUUGAAGAAGAUGGUGAAAGGAAGAAUCGGAGUGUUGAAUUACAUGAAUUCCAGUCUGUUAGUAGUGGAAAUGGUGGAAAAAGGAACAGAGGAAUGGUUUUACCUUUCCAACCACUCUCACUUGCGUUUGAUCAUGUCAAUUACUUUGUUGAUAUGCCUUCUGAAAUGAAGAGCCAAGGAAUUGAAGAAAACCGUCUCCAGCUAUUACGCGAUGUAAGUGGUGCAUUCCGUCCUGGAGUUCUGACCGCGCUAGUCGGUGUGAGCGGAGCAGGGAAGACGACAUUGAUGGAUGUGUUAUCAGGAAGAAAAACAGGCGGUUAUAUUGAAGGAACGAUCGCCAUUUCUGGAUAUACGAAGAAUCAAGCUACAUUCGCACGCGUUAGCGGUUACUGUGAGCAAAACGAUAUCCAUUCUCCAAAUGUAACUGUCUAUGAAUCACUGUUAUACUCUGCCUGGCUUCGAUUAGACGAUGGUGUAAGCGUUCAAACGAGAAAGUUAUUUGUCGAGGAAGUGAUGGAGCUUGUUGAAUUGAAGUCGAUUAGAGACGCUAUUGUAGGUCUUCCAGGUGUUGAUGGUCUUUCAACAGAGCAAAGGAAAAGGCUAACCAUUGCUGUCGAACUUGUUGCGAAUCCUUCAAUUAUCUUCAUGGACGAGCCGACGUCUGGCCUUGAUGCUAGAUCGGCUGCAAUUGUAAUGCGAACAGUCAGAAACACUGUUGAUACAGGAAGAACAGUCGUUUGCACGAUCCAUCAACCAAACAUUGACAUUUUUGAAUCAUUCGAUGACCUGCUUUUCAUGAAACGAGGCGGACAAGUUACAUACGCUGGACCUCUCGGUUCUCAUUCGAAUCUAUUGAUAGAUUACUUCCAAUCUAUUCCGGGGAUACCUAUGAUCAAAGAUGGUUAUAAUCCUGCGACAUGGAUGCUAGAAGUGAGUUCAACCUCGGUUGAAUCCAGGCUUGGCGUGGAUUUUGCUGAAAUCUAUAGCAACUCCAAUCUUUACCAGAUGAAUCAGAAACUGAUCAAAGAACUCAGCAUUCCAGCUCCAGGCUCCCAUGAUUUGCAUUUUCGAACCAAGUAUUCACAAUCAUUUAUAACACAAUGUAAAGCUUGCUUCUGGAAACAGAACCAAUCCUAUUGGAGAAAUCCACAAUACAACGCCAUUAGAUUCGUCGUCACAAUUGGAAUCGCCAUUCUCUUUGGAAUCAUUUUCUGGGGGAAAGGAAAUAAUCUGAAACAACAACAAGAUUUAAGGAACUUGUUAGGUGCAAUGUAUGCAGCGAUCUUCUUCUUGGGAGCAACCAACACUUGCACCGUACAACCAAUUGUCGCGAUAGAAAGAACUGUUUUUUAUCGCGAGAAAGCAGCUGGGAUGUACUCUGCACUACCAUAUGCAUUUGCUCAGGUGGCUAUUGAGACGAUUUAUGUGAUGAUACAAACAUUCCUAUAUAGUUUGAUCUUGUACACGAUGAUUGGAUUCCCAUUAAGUGCGACCAAGUUCUUGUGGUUCUACUACUUCGUGUUCAUGUCGUUCACUUACUUGACGCUUUAUGGCAUGAUGGUUGUAGCGCUAACACCAAACAUUCAAAUAGCCUCCAUUGCCAUGUCUUUCUUCCUUAGUUUUUGGAAUCUAUUCUCCGGUUUCCUCAUUCCUCGAUCACAAAUACCCAUUUGGUGGCGAUGGUAUUAUUGGGCUUCUCCAAUAGCAUGGACCAUUUAUGGCCUUCUAACAUCUCAACUCGGGGAUUUAGAAACUCAAAUUCAAAUACCGAAAAUUGGUGUGAUGUCUGUGAAAGACUACCUAGACAAGAUGCUCGGGUUCAGGUACGACUUCCUUGUGCCGGUUGCAAUGGGCCAUGUCGGUUGGGUGUUAAUGUUCUUAUUUGUCUUUGUGUAUGGGAUUAAGUUCCUCAACUUCCAAAGGAGAUAAUCUAGAUUCAAGCUUUUGAUGUCAUGAAUAGAGGAAGUUAGUGUGUUUAUUGGUAUGUAAUAUGAAUGUUCAUAUCAUAUUUUUUUUUGAUUAUAUUGUUUGUUUGUAUUAAUCCAACCAAAUAUAUAUUGAAAUUUUAAAUUGUAUGAAAUUUAA